Messenger RNA from Epinephelus moara (kelp grouper), 1438 nucleotides. It is a transcript of the gene nanos3, whose product is annotated as nanos homolog 3. The record is from RefSeq and is a predicted model, not a curated record. The coding region runs from base 121 to 786 and encodes 221 amino acids. Gene Ontology annotation, biological process: oogenesis; negative regulation of translation. Gene Ontology annotation, cellular component: perinuclear region of cytoplasm. Gene Ontology annotation, molecular function: mRNA binding; zinc ion binding. The transcript has a single exon. Lineage: Eukaryota; Metazoa; Chordata; Actinopteri; Perciformes; Serranidae.
CGCCUCGUAUCUCCUGUCCUUUGCAUCGUUAUUACAAGGUCAACAACUCCAUCCUCUCACUAAAGGGAGUCUGGCAGACAGGAGGCAAACAGUUGGCAGAUAAGGUGUUUGAAUAAAGGCAUGGUUUGGGGGCUCUUUGAUCACCUGCCGCGCUUCAUGGAGUCGGAUAAAAGUUUCCAGCCCUGGAGAGACUACAUAGGACUGUCGGACACAAUCAGAGAGAUCUUGGGCCGGCACACGGACACUGAGUCCUCACUGCCGGCCCCCAAAGCUCCGCACUCAGAAUCUGAUGACCUGUGCGGGGCACCGAUGUCCGUGCGCAAUAACGCGGUGUGCCAAAGCGGCGACCUCGGGGCAGACUGUGCGCCAGAUCUCCCCGGUACAGCAACGCUGGCCUCAAUGGCUCAUCAGCGUCCACCUGAUGGUUUGUGGUACGCUACAGACCCCUUCCAUGCUGAUCCACCAGACGCGGUGGAUAUGAAGCCAGUGCCAAGACGUGAACCAAAAGACCGCAAGAAGAGCACUCGUUUCAAGACACCGGAACCGGCCUUGUCAUCCGCGUCACCUGAGCCCACGUUCUGCAGUUUCUGCAAACACAACGGGGAGUCCGACUUGGUGUGUCGAUCCCACCGGCUGAAGAACCAGGCCGGGGAUGUUCUGUGUCCCUAUCUGCGGCAGUAUGUGUGUCCUCUGUGCGGAGCCACGGGGGCCAAAGCUCACACCAAGCGCUUCUGUCCGAAGGUGGACAGCGCGUACAGCUCCGUGUACGCCAAGUCCAGACGCUGAACCAGCAGGAGGCAGGUAGCAAAAAGACACAGAGGGCUGAAACUUCCUUUUAUUGAGUGUGGUUUUGUUUAUUAUCACGUGUGUAGUUUGGGUUUUAUUUGCAUGCUUUGGCACGUUUGCCGUGUAGCCUUCUCUUAAAGCUGAUUGGAGUUAUUUCCCAGCUGGUCUUUUUGAUGGCCUUGCCUUCUCUAACAGCGUCCCUUUGGGGGUUUUCAUUUUGUAUUGUUCUUUCAAUAACGACUGCCAGAUAUGUUUGGGAGGAGAAAAAAAGAAAAGACAAUGUAAGUUUUAUUUUUUUUUAAUGAAACAUUUUUUAACAUGGCCACUUAAUAUCCAGUUUCAUACCUCCUGCCCAUGCAUUAAAGGAUCAUCACACUGUCACACCUUUCUCUGAAGACCAGAGUAAUAACUAUAAUACAGCAUGUAAACAUCAAGUGACCAUGUCAGCAUUUUAAAAUUAUUAUUUUUAAUUAAUAUGAGUGAGGUGUUCUUGUUCUGUACCUGUUCCUGAGACAUGUUUGUUUUAUUUUCAAUAUUGUACAUGUGGCUCUUCUAAAAUGCCGUACAAGCUCUUCUCACUCUGAGAAAAGAAAUGUGUGAAUUAAUCUGUGUGAAUAUUAUUGUAUGCCAGAAUAUACAUAGUGAAAACAUC